Molecule: messenger RNA, 393 nt
Organism: Lactuca virosa
Lineage: Eukaryota; Viridiplantae; Streptophyta; Magnoliopsida; Asterales; Asteraceae
Source: the annotation of a GenBank genome assembly
AUGGUAAUUUUCCCAACAGAAUUACGAGUUGAGAAAUUCUCACCUCAUUACCUCGACCCUAAGUUGGAAAAAGAAAGACCUGUUAUCACCGCAGAUGCUACUGACAAGCAAUUGAAAUACGGGAAAGACUUUAAAGUAACAUUUACAAUCAAAUCGAAUCCCAAGUUGGCAGAUGGAGAUGUGAUCGUGACUCUCUUACACCCGCCAUUCACGACUCAUGGUUACUCUCAAAACCAAAGGAUGCUCAUCUGUGGGAUUACAGAAGUCGAUAGCACUGUGGUCAACGCGGUGGCACCCCCAAGCGGAAGGAUUGCACCACCAGGUUACUACAUGUUGUUUAUUAGCCAUCGUAACAUUCCUAGCAAGGGCGUGUGGGUACAGGUUGGAGCUUGA